Molecule: messenger RNA, 1863 nt
Organism: Salvelinus sp. IW2-2015
Lineage: Eukaryota; Metazoa; Chordata; Actinopteri; Salmoniformes; Salmonidae
Source: RefSeq, a predicted model, not a curated record
UUAAGGUUAGCAGUUGUAUGACUUGGUGGCUGUGCCAGCUAGUGACCACUCUUCAGAGCUGCUUCCAGAACAAGAUUCAUGACGGAAAACGCUAACCUGCCCUUUCUGCGUCUUUGUCGAGCGCCUUCUGCGUUGCCAGGACGACCAGAAGGGGCUGACCCCGUCCACGUGACAGAGCUCCUCUUUCUCCUGCUUCGGGUGUAGUGUGUGCUCUGUUGUGCUGUCUGCUGCCACUGUGACAGAUUUGGGGGAAAGAGAAAGUGGUCUGUCUGGUUUUGCCACCAGACAGUGGAGUUGGUGUCUGGACCGAGAGAGCAGUCGGGCACUGAAAGAUGGAGCUCUCUGCGGUCGGGGAACGCGUUUUCGCCGGCGAAGCCAUUCUGAACACCCGCGUUCGCAAGGUGAGCACCGCCGUUUUUUUGUCGUUGCAGAAGAGCAGACGUGGGCGAGGGUCUCCGCGGCGUGCUUCGAGGGCGAGAACCGAGGAUCUCAGCUUUUCCUCUAAAAUGACAAAACAAGACAGCAUACCAGCCAACUUAUUAACACAGUACUGGGAACCAGAAGAGAAUAUCCUGGAUGGCAGACUGAUUGCAGGAUUUGAACAGAAAGAGCGUGAGAGAGAACUCCACGAGCCAAAGAAGCGGGGACCAAACCCAAAAACUUCCUGCCAAGGCACGGAGCCCAGAAGAAAGAGACCCCACACUCGAGCACCUCGCUCCACUUCUUCCUCCUCUCCUCGAGCCCCUCCAUCCUUCCCCUCCGCCUCUCCAGCGCCCUCCCCUAAACUCAACUCCAUGGGCGCACACAAGCUGAAGAAAGACAUUCGCCGCUGCCAUCUACGUAUGUCGCGCCAGCCCCUGUACCGUCGCACCGACCCCCUGGCCACUCCCGGAUCCUUCUCCGGCCCCAGUGGGUUCCCCUCGCGGCCCCCCGUCUCCCCCUUCUCAGAGACCGUCCGCAUCCUCAAUCGUCGCGUCAAACCACGCGAGGUCAAACGGGGUCGCAUCAUCCUAAACCUCAAYGUCAUCGACAAASCAGGAAGUGGAGGCGGAGGAAGGGGRGGCGGGGGUAACCGGAGGGCGCCAUCCGGCUCCAUGUCCCUCCAAGGGGGUCGUCAGAACAUCCCCUCCCGAAAUAGGAUCAUAGGGAAGAGGAGUGGAGAGGCUCCGUACCGGCCCUUCCAGCCCAUGCUGGGGUUCCCCAUGUACGGGAAGCCGUUUGGUCUCCAGUGUGGCGGCCCAGGACCUCUACACCUUCCACACUCAGCCACAGGCUCCAGCACAGGGACCUCAGGGGCUAGGGACACCCAGCCACCCCCCUCUCCCUCCAGCUCCAGUGGAUCCACCACACCCGCCCAGAACCAUCCUACCCCUCCUGGACCCGCCACUGGGGCCUCUGGGUCYGCUCCCAACUUGGGCGCCCAGGCUUCGGCCUCCUCUGCCCAGUCUACCCCUAGCCACCCCCCAGAGCUCCAGAAGAACCAGAACGCUGAACAAGGACCAAACCCCCUCCUUCCCUCCCUCUCCUUUGCUUCCGGGUCCUCCUCUUCCUCCUUUGAUGAAGAGGAGGAUGAUGCUGAUGCUCUGGACCUUUCCGCGCCUCAGGAGGGGAAGAGGAAGCUUCGCCGUCGGCGCCGGCAGAAACGCCAGCCGCCCUCCGUCAGUACCGCCUCCCCUCCUCACCCCCCUGGCGCCUGUCCCUUGACCUCCAACUCUCAGAGGGUCCCCGCCGAGGGCGACCCCGACUGGCAUCCAGAGAUGGUGGCGAGCAGCGCCAACGUGGUCGUGACCGACGUCACCACCAACCUCCUCACCGUCACUAUCAAAGAGUUCCCCUCCCCCUCAUCCCGCCCCUCCUCCCCCC